Messenger RNA from Saxophila tyrrhenica, 570 nucleotides. RefSeq lists its product as uncharacterized. Lineage: Eukaryota; Fungi; Ascomycota; Dothideomycetes; Mycosphaerellales; Extremaceae. The transcript has a single exon. Bases 1 to 570 code for a protein of 189 amino acids. The record is from RefSeq and is a predicted model, not a curated record.
AUGCCACGCCUCGAACCAAAGACCCGCGAGGAGCUCACCCCAGGGCAGCAAGAACUCCACGACCUGUUCGAUGAUUCCGCAACGAAAGCAUACGGCGACCUCUUCACAUGGAGAAUCGACGGACGGCAAAUCGGGCCCAUGCCCUUCUUCCUGCACCAUCCGAAGAUCGGAAUGGCUGCGAUGCAAUUGAACGGUGCGAUGGCCCAGAUCCCGCUACCGCCAGACGCGAAGGAGACGGCCAUUGUCACCGUCACGGCGUACCAUAAAGCCGCUUAUGCGGUCUAUUGCCACGAGCGACUGGCGUCUGCGCCGGGGUAUCUGGAGAAGAAUCAGCUGGAACUGAUCAAGAAAGGGGAGAAGCCGGAUGGUUUGAAUGAGGGUUGCAGCGUGGCGUUUGAUGUUGCGUUGAGACUGAGCACCACGCCAGGCCCGAUGCCUCAGCAGUUGUGGGAUAGAGGGGCUGCUGUGUUUGGGAAGGACGGUCUUGUUGCGCUUCUGCAUUACAUUGGGUUCUACUCGCACGUUAGUAUGUUGAUGAAUGGGACGGAUGUGCCUGUGCCAGAGUCUUGA